This is a messenger RNA of Phytophthora sojae, 898 nucleotides long. RefSeq lists its product as hypothetical. The record is from RefSeq and is a predicted model, not a curated record. Lineage: Eukaryota; Oomycota; Peronosporomycetes; Peronosporales; Peronosporaceae. The transcript has a single exon. Bases 1 to 813 code for a protein of 270 amino acids.
AUGACCCGGAGGUCUCGCUCUUCGCUGCAGCAACAACCACAGACUCCGCACUACAGCAGACAGCAGACAGCCAUGGCGACGGUCGAGAGGCGAGACGCCCGACUGUCCAAGAAGAUGCCGUCGUACGGCGGUCGCCCGUCCGAGGACGACGACCCUAGCCUCUCCGCCGAGGACGAGGAGGUGGAUGAGACGUUCCUGGCGCUGCAGAAGCUGUUGAAGGCGCUGAACCGCACCAACCGCGGCAGCGUCGGCAGCAACGGCAGCUUCCUCGGUGGCGGCAACAGCAGCAGCAAUCAGGUGGCGCCCAUUAACGAAAGCUCCAACCAACAGCGCAUGUCCCGCGAGGAGAUGCUGGAGAGCCGGCGACAGGAGCGCGACCGCUUCCGCCGCUCGCUUUUCGCCAAGAACAGCAACAACCACGCGCGCCGUCGACGCACGUGCCCGGCCUACUACUGCUCUGAAGAGGAGGAGGAGGAGGAGGCCCCCGUGCAGUCGGUGGAGAGCACCAUCUCCAACCGGUUCAUGAACGGCUCCUUCUCCAAUUUGAACGUGCACGUGAUCUCGCGCGACCGCUGGUCAACGGAGGACCGCGUGAUCGAACGGCUGCCCAUUGUGAUGCUACCCAAGAGCGGCAAGGUGUCCAUCCCCACGGACAACGAGAAGAUCAAGGUAGUGCAGACGGACGAGUAUAUUGAUCUGCGGGAGAAGCUGGUCAAGAACAUGCCUGCGGGAUCUUCGACCUUGCACUACCUCACUCCCCCACGCUCGACAUGGUACAUGCAAAUGCACGACUUCGAGGAGCUCAACUGCUGAACGGACUUCCAAUUCAUGAACGGAACUGCACAUUGGGAAGAAAAGAAGAAAGCAAGGGGGCUGAGCUGGGGGCAUGUACGCGAGC